CUAAAGUCGACCGUUGGGGUACAAAAACCGCUCCUCUUCACAGUUUUCCUUAAUCUCUUCCCCCCCUCGCUAAUAUCACUACUUUCUCCACCUUCAUCUCAAAAUAUAUGGCCGAUCCAGCCGAUAACAAAUCAUCAUCAUCAAUAAUGGAGUCGAAGCCUCUGCACCCGCUCCACCAGAUCGCCGGAACCCCAACCCACAAGCUCCUCCUCAAGCAAUGGCUGAAGGAGGAAGAGCUCAUCCUCAACCGGAUCUCCCUCAAAGAAACCCAAUUGGAUUCGACCCGGAAAGAAAUCACUCAGCUCUACUCCCUUUUCUUCGUCUUUCACUCCACCGCCCUCCUCCUCCUCUUCAGCGCCGCCUCAUAUGGAAACGGGCCCCAUUUCUGCAGGAAAUCAUGGAUCCCGUCUCUCUGCUCUCUCUUCUGCUCGCUUGGUUUCAUAUGGGCGAUCAGGUACAAGACCGAUGUGGAAUUUCAUCUGGAAAAGAUGUUAGAGAGGGAGAAAGAGGACUCCUCGCUGCUGUCUAAGUGCGUGGAGGAGUUGAAGAGGAAGGGAGUGGAGUUUGAUUUGCUGAAGGAGGUUGACGCCCUCCGGAGGGCCAAAAGUUUGCGGGUCGAAUCCAAGCCUGUCCGGAAAUGGUCAGCCCGGGAUUUCGUGACCCUGUUUUUCUUUACUGUGUCUUGCUUGGUGUUGGGUCUCACCAGAGUUAUAUUGUGCAGUUAACGUGUGCUUUGUUUUGGCCAUCGUGGAGUCGUCGUCAGAGUUUAUUUAUUCCUAUUGUUUCUUGGACUAUGAUAUCCGGCAGAACAUACUGCGAUCUGCUAUUAGGGUGGUAGCUAGGUCGGAGAAGUUGCAGAACUCUCUGUUCUGCUUUUGCUGAAGAAAUCAUGGAAAUUGUGUUGAAUAAACGUUUGUGUAGUAAAUUUUAAUACUAUGGGAAUUCGUUUGUUUUUUUC
This is a messenger RNA of Sesamum indicum (sesame), 958 nucleotides long. RefSeq lists its product as uncharacterized. NCBI's taxonomy places the organism in Eukaryota, Viridiplantae, Streptophyta, Magnoliopsida, Lamiales, Pedaliaceae. The record is from RefSeq and is a predicted model, not a curated record.